CGAAAGGUAUCGUAAUGCUAGUUAUACAAGCUCUCGUCGACGUUUUCGAAGAAAUUACUGGUGUGAAAUCGUCAGCAAAAUUGAUUAUGGCAGCACAUGCAGUAGCGGCAACACGCAACAGCCGGAACAGUUCCUUGCCUUUUUGGAGCAGAAGAUGUAAACAAACGUUAAAAUAGUGGUGUUCAUUCAAAAUUUAUCCACAAAUUGGAAUCAGGAGUAUUCAGAUGGAAUUGUGUACACGUGGAAUUAAUUUCAGCGAGUGAAUUGAACUGUGAAUCCAAGAUUUGGAGUUGUUAGAGGUUAACCUGUAACCCUGUGUUUAUGUUUUGAGUCUAAAAAAUGGGUGCACCGACGAGCAAUGCUAUUGACAACCUCACACAAGCAUUGAAAUCCAAUAUUAUACCGAAUCAAGAGUACUUGCUCCAGGGUUCGGUGCUGGACAGUGCCGUGGAGAUUCUGCUCCAACGUCUCCGAGGACUUUGUGAUAAUGUCGACAGUGGACCUGAGGGAUUUCAUGAUCACGAAAUGUGCUUCAGUAUCAGAAAAGCACCCCCUCCAGAGCAACCCCUGCUCCUUCGUGUCCGAAGAGCCCUCGACUGCACAGACAUGCCCUGGCAACUGAGGUACAUUGGACAGCCCGAAUUGGGAGACAAAUCUCGUCCCACGAUAGUCCGCAGUAGCAUUGACAUCGGUACCAGCAACACUGUAGUCGAUUUCCUCACAGAACUGGGAUGCAGACUGGACUUUGAGUACAUCCUGCGAGGCUACAUGUUUCGUAAGGGAAGAAUGAAGAUCACAGUGUCCAAGAUCUUCAAAAUGGGACAGGGAAAGCUGCCGGAGCAGGUGGAGGCCAUUUCCCAGAGUUACUUGGUGGAACUGAGUGUUCUCGCUCCCAGCGGACAGGACGCCAUCGCUGAGGACAUGAGAAUUUUUGCUGAACAGCUCAAGCCUCUUGUGCAGUUGGAGAAAAUCGAUUAUAAGAGACUUGUACAUUAAAUUUACAGUAAAUUUUUUCUAUUUAUCCGGGAUUUAGAGAUACUGAAAUGGAAAUGAUUGUAUAUUAAUUAUUAAAAAAGCAAUAAUUGUAUGUAUCCAUGAGUUGUAUGAAUAUUUGUGCAUUUUUAUCUAUUUUUGGAAGUGGCCAUCAAGAUAAAUAAAUUUUCAGAAUUGAAAUGAGGAAAAAUAAUGAAUUUAUGGUAGAAGAAAUAAAAGAAACAUUACGUUUCAACAUAA
This is a messenger RNA of Diachasma alloeum, 1233 nucleotides long. It is a transcript of the gene MED18, whose product is annotated as mediator of RNA polymerase II transcription subunit 18. Lineage: Eukaryota; Metazoa; Arthropoda; Insecta; Hymenoptera; Braconidae. Gene Ontology annotation, biological process: regulation of transcription by RNA polymerase II; termination of RNA polymerase II transcription. The record is from RefSeq and is a predicted model, not a curated record. The transcript is spliced from 3 exons. Gene Ontology annotation, molecular function: transcription coregulator activity. The coding region runs from base 340 to 996 and encodes 218 amino acids. Gene Ontology annotation, cellular component: core mediator complex; mediator complex.